AUGAGCCUCUUCGCCUCCGGCUGCGUCAACUUCGAGCUGACCAUCAACACGAACAAGACGGCGGUCAGGCGUCUGCUAUCACCCCACGUUGAGUACAACGCUCCUCGCAUCAUUGCCGACGACAAACAACUGAAAACCGUGGACAUCUUCGCCUACGUAGGCAGCACUCUCUCACGCAACAUUAAUAUCGACGAUAAAAUGGCUCAUCGAAUCUCCAAAGUCAGUCAGGCCUUUGAUAGGGUGCAGGACUCAAUGUGGAAUCGCCACGGUUUCCAUCUCAAACUAGAAUCAAGAUGCGUAUAGCUGUCAUCUUGACAACACUGUUUUGUAGAACGGAGGCCUGGACUGUUUACAAACAACAAGAGCUUAUACUCGAUCACUUCCACCUCAGCUGUCUUCGGAGAAUAAUAAAGCUGAGAUUGGCUUGAACAAAUCAGUCCUUGGACCUGAAAGGAUCUCGCCAGGACCAACCAGCUUGGAGAAGAGCGUUGGAGACUGGAGCAGAAACUUGUGAAGCCAGCCGGAUCGUCGCUGCCAAAGGCAAAGCUACAGCUCGGGAGUCUUAAGCGUCUCCGAUCCACAACGCUAGCAUCCAACACCUUCCAACAUGUCCACACUGUAAACGAACAUUCUGAGUGCCGAAUGCUCUCGUCGGACAUUGUCGGACCCAGUGCAAUAGCAGCCUAACAAUUCCACCAUCUAACUCCACAAACACUCCUGCAGAAAACUCCAACGCGUCCACGGCGACGACCACCUCCACCAUCACCGCUGAUCACGCUUCUGAUGUUCUACGGCUGUCGUUUAUCGCCCCCCCGCACCAUCUCUGCCACAACCUCCGCGACAGCGACGAAGACUACCACCUCUCCCACCCCCGCCGCCAACGGAAACACUCAUUUCGGCCCAUCAACCACUACCUUCACUACCGCCAGCAAUGUACACUCAAUCUCAACCUGUCCUCAUUACAAUCGAAUAUUCACCUCAGGCAUCGGCCUGGUCCGUCACUUACGAAUCAAUUGCAAAGAGACCGGCGAACCAGUGCUGGAAGCCCCGACAUACACUCGCUACACCUGCCCUCACUGUCAGUACUACCUACCGCAUAGGCCUGUUCGGUCACACGUGUAUCCGUGGUAGCGUAGUUCACUGCAGUAUUGACGCACCAAGCAUACCUUGUACACCUGACACAUCUCUCAUCUCCAGCACUACCAAAUGCCUCUCCAUCAGUGCAGCCAUCACUAGCAACCUCAGCACCGCAACCGAUUCUGCAGGCCCCGACCUGGCCUGCCCACACUGCCACCGCACAUGCACAGCACGCAUCGGCCUGGUCGGUAACUUUGGAGCCUACCGCACAGAGACUGGCAAAUCAGUACCUCCAGCACCAAAAAACACCCGUCGCCAUCGUCUCAACUCCUCGUAUUUCCCUCUCACAUGCGACCAUCGCAUGGGCCUACUCGCUCACAUGCGCAUCCACGAGAAUCUGCAGUAG
Molecule: messenger RNA, 1483 nt
Organism: Spirometra erinaceieuropaei
Lineage: Eukaryota; Metazoa; Platyhelminthes; Cestoda; Diphyllobothriidea; Diphyllobothriidae
Source: the annotation of a GenBank genome assembly